AGUCAGUGCGCCUGUCGGUCUGGGAAUGAGCGCAACUUCUACACACUUCUCUGUGUCGCACCGUUGCUUCGCCUGUGUUGUACUGUCACUUCACUGGGAGAGCGCACGCCGGAGGCUGCUUUCUGAGUCAAACUUGGCAUGGGUUCUUUGUCGGCCCUGAGGACCGUCCUAGUUUUGAACCUGGUCACGGCCCUCGCGGGAUGCGCCCCGGGUUUGAACGGGACAGCGGAGCGCUGGGAGGCCCUUUACUCCCGUUCUCUGGCACGGAUCCCGGGGGAAAAGCGGGAGGAGAUCAGUCGGGACGGAGACUACCUCCUAGGCAUUAAACGGUUGCGGCGCCUCUACUGCAACGUGGGGAUUGGUUUUCAUAUACAAGUGUUACCCGACGGCAGAAUAACAGGAGUACACAGCGAGAAUCGUUACAGUCUGCUACAGAUCUCUCCCGUGGAGAGAGGGGUGGUUACUCUGCUGGGUGUUCACAGUGGGCUCUUUGUGGCCAUGAACCGAAGAGGAAAACUUUAUGGAUCUUUACACUACAGCAACGAGUGCAAGUUCAGAGAGAAGCUCCUCGCCAACAACUACAAUGCCUAUGAAUCGGCCGCCUACCAAAGGAUGUUCAUGGGCCUGAGUAAGAAUGGCAAAACAAAAAGAGGAAACAGAGUGUCACCAGCGAUGACAGUGACACAUUUCUUGCCAAGAAUCUAGUGAGCUGAUAAAUCUACUUCAAGACAAUAUGGGAUGAAGGAGGGAGCCAAUCAGGAGAGGGCCAGGGGAGUGGGGGGAGGUUUUUUCCAAAUUGUGAUGCACUUUCACUCCAAGCCUUUUGUAAGUGUAUCAUAUUUGAUUUUUUACUUUGUACAUAUUCAGUUUUUUAUUAAUGUUUAACAUCUGUUUUGUAUUUUUAUAGGAAUGGAUGUCUUUUCACUGAGGGACAGUCAAUAUUCUAGACAUUUUAUUUAUGUUUUCAUUUCUUAUUUAUCAGACAUUUGCUGCUACUGAAUGAAACCCCGUCUUUCAAUGUAUUCUUUGCACAGAUGGAAAAAUUAUUACCUUUUUUUCUUUUUUCUUUUAUUUUACCUUUAUUUAACCAGGAAAGUCCCUGUGAGAUUAAAAACCUUUUUUUCAAGGGAGUUCUGGUCAAGAAGCAGUAAAGUAACUAAUAUUCUCUGCUGUACGGCAUUAGUUACACAAUGUCAUACAAAUAAUUACUAAACAGUCACAAUUUAAGGAAGUCAUCUCUAGAUCUCUCAGUCUUGAUGUAAAGGUUUCAGUUAAAGAAGUUCUGUUAAUUUCCAGUUUUUUUGUGUGUUUGUUUUAAAAGGCCCAUUUCUGUUUGAGGAAAUAGAUCAGUGAACUUGACUACCUGAUAUCUCAGCAGGUUUAUAUGUAUGGCAUUGUUCAAUUGGGAUUGGUUUGAUUCAGAAUCUUCUCAGAACAGAAAUAAGAUGUGUGUCUUCGUGUGAGAAUGUGGCACUUAUUGCCCAACACUUCAAACCUUAUGCUUCUCCAUUUCACCUGAGGAGGAUCUGGAGGUGUUCUGGAGACAUUGCCUUUAACUUAGAGUUUAGAUGGAUUCAUGUGCCAGCAUCAGAGACAAGUUCUCUUACUUACAGUUCAUUCUCUUUUCUUUAACCUGAUAGCAUCAGAAAGACAACUCCAUCCUGGUGACACAUACCUACAGCGAUUCCUCUUUUUGAGAGUUUUACUCUAAUACAGCACCUGCACUGUUACUGACUAUAACUGAAUUAAAUAAGCUCAUAAUGCUUACCAAAUAAUCAGCAUUAUUUUUCUCACUUUAAAAACUCUACUGUCCCAUGCAGACAUAUCUUUGUAUCAGUGUACUAUAUUUGUUUUUAAUCUUUGCUGCAGUAAUUUUACAGAAGCUUAUAGUUUAUUUGGGCCCUGCUGUCAGCAGAACAUCUGAUUAGAUAUGAUGUGGAAGCAUCAAACAAACCAGGCCUUUGAAUCUUGUAAAAAAACAGAGCUGCACCACUCAGAGCCAGGAAGAGGAGCUUAGUGCUGUUAAUCAAGCUUAUGUCUAUGCUGCUAAAUGUGCUAAUGGCAGAAAAACAACUUUCCAUUAAAGGAAAUCUGUUUAGCUGCUGUGUUUGGUGGCCAUGCUAACUAGCCUGAGAAUUCAUGACAGGCUCCAUUGUGGUGAAGCGACUGUAGUGCAGCAGAAAGCAAAUAGGAGGGUCUGAGCAGCGAGCACACAAGAUUUAUUGACAGCACUAACCUCCUCCUUCUGGCUGUGAUUGGUUGUUUCUGACCUAGCGUUGUAUUGCUGCAGAUGGCUGUAGCAUCACAGGGAGAAGCAGAGCAGCUUGAUUUUUUUCACAGAUUAUCUGUCUCAUUUUAACUGGCCUUAAAAUGACUGACACCAUGUCAGUGUCACCAUGUCAGUGACAUGGUGACAGUUUUGACAAAUAUGUAAAAAACUCCUUUUUUUAUUAAAGCUACAUAUGUUUAAUAAGUUUCUUGUAAGGAAACUUAGAGCACACUAGAGGGAGAUUGAAAUAUCAUAAUUUAGGAGCUGGAGCAACUUUUUAUGUAAUGUGCUGUAAUGACAUGACUCUCUCUGAGAGGGGAACAGCGUUAAACCUCUGAAAGUGGAAAAGUGUUCUGUCCAGCAUAGCACCAGCACUAGCCUCAAGUUGGGCAAAAAGGAGUAUGUGUGGCUCUGGAGCCUAAUUGAAAUAGUAUCGUGUUACUGAGAGAGAGGGACAGAGAAGAAAGAGGGAAAUGGACAAGAGAGGAGGAGGGGAGAGUUAACCCCACAGCCUCCACUGUGUCUGUUUAUAGCACUGCCAGAGGGGUGAACUCUGAACUUUUCUGCCGUCAGUCUUAGUCAGAGCUCUGUGUCCAACAGUAGGGAGAGGAAUCCUCUUUGACAUGAUUUAAGUGGAAAAUUUGGGAGUUUAUAGGCAAGGUCAAAGAGCUGAAAUGCAACAGUCAAGUAAUAGCCUUGACCUGGGAUAAGACUAUUCUUAUUUCAAGUAAUGCAUUAUUGUCAGGCAGCUGUCAAACAAGAAAAGUUGCUCUGUAUCAUUAGAAUAACUUUGCCAACUGGAAAAAUCUGCAAACUUGGUUUGUGUUGUUCGUAACUUUUCAUAAGAGCAUGUAAUACAAAAGGAAUGAUUUAUAAAUAUGAAGUUCAUUAAGAACUUAUAAUUGUUUGUUCCAUCCUAACAUCCUAAAUAUAGAUACACGCACACAUACACACACAGAGCAUUAUUGGUAGCACUCUGUUAAUGAAGGAAAAGCCCACAGUGGUUACUAAAAUAACUUGAAAUUGACAAAAGUAAUAAUAACUAAAAAUGUUCUAAGAAUGAACCAGUGAAAAUCAGACAUUCCUUUUGAAAUGCAAUUCAACAAAUGAAACAGACCAGAAUAAAAUUUAUUUUACCUGUAACUUAAUAUUUUGUUGCUCAAUCUUUUGAGGCAAUCACUGCAAUCAAACCAUUUCUGUAACUAUCAGUGAGACUUCUGCACCUGACCGUAGGUAUCCUUGUCCACUCCUCAUGGACAAACCGCUCCAGCUGCCUCCAGUUGAAGGGAAAGUCUUCUCCAGAUGUUUCAGCUCCACAGAUGUUCAACAGGAUUUCGAUCAUGUCUCAUUAAAGGUCAGUUCAGUAUAGUCCAAUGUUUUGCUCUGGGCCAUUCUUGGGCAGCUGUGUGUUUUGGGUCAUUAUCCUGUUGGAAGACCCAUGAGCAAGUUUUCUAUAACUAGGCACCACAUUUCUCUCCAGAAUGCCUCGAUAAUCUUGAGAUUUCCUCAAACCAGCACAGACUCCAGUCAAAGCAGCCCCAGAGCAUAACACAGCCUCCUCCAUGUUUCCCAGAGUUAUUUUCCCAGUAGUUCUUUUCUUGGCAAGCAAAGAACUGAUGAGCCAGUUCCAGUUUUCUUCUGCUUACUGAGGACAUUCUACCAGAAACUUUGUGACUUGUCAACAUGCAUUGGGGGAAAUUCUAGUCUCACAUUUUAUGCUCGCUUUACUUCUUGGUCGUCUCCCAUGAAGUCCACUUUGAUUCAAACAAUUAUGGAUUUGACACUGAUGUACCUUGACCUCGGAGUUGACCUUUGAUGUCUUUGGAGGUUGUUAUGGGCCCCUUGGUAGCCGUCAUUAUCUUUCUCCUCAAUUUGUCAUAAAUGUUCCUCCAGUUUUCAGUAAAUUUUCAUUUUUAUCACUUUUGUCAGUUACAAGUUUUUCAUGGAGGACUGUGGGUUUUUAUGGUCAUUAACAGAGGUGUGCUUAUAUCUAUAUUUGUAUAUAUCUAUAGAUGGACAGAUAGGGAGGCUAUAAUUAUAGCAUAAAUUACUAUGUAGUUAAUAAAAAUAGCUCUUUGUUCCAAAGGAAUGUGAAAUUCAAUUUGAUAGUUUGAAAAAAUUUACAAAAUGAGUAUUUGUUCAGUACAAACAUCACACUAUUUACAUUCAGUUUCAAUAAAACUGUUCCAAACAGCAGAAAUCUGCAGAAACAUGCUGCUGAUUUUUACCACCACUUCACACCUACUCACCAGUUUAACUCUGACUGCUCCUCCGGUGGCUCUGAGGUGUAACAGCAGAGGAUUCAUUUCUGUAACUAUGCUUACAUAACAAAAGAAAAGGCAUUUAACACAUUCUUAGAAAGAAAAUAGUUUUUGACAAAA
This is a messenger RNA of Poecilia reticulata (guppy), 4650 nucleotides long. It is a transcript of the gene fgf4, whose product is annotated as fibroblast growth factor 4. The record is from RefSeq and is a predicted model, not a curated record. Gene Ontology annotation, molecular function: growth factor activity. NCBI's taxonomy places the organism in Eukaryota, Metazoa, Chordata, Actinopteri, Cyprinodontiformes, Poeciliidae.